GCCGAACCGAGGCACGCCUCUUCCUGACAAGGGGAAUCAGUGCAACUCUACCUACAUCGUACUGAGGGCUUGUUAAUUUCAUUUGGACCUGGCUUACUAUGGAGAUUUCAUUCAAAGGCAAAGAAGCUCUGGUCACCGGAGCAGGAAAAGCUUUCGUACUUUUUCAACAGAAAUCCGGCAUUAGAUUGCUGCGUGCGUGUUUGUGAAUAGCUCCCCUUGAUGUGGGCGGCCUCCUACUUGAAUGCGAGGGAUUGGCAGGGCCACUGCUCUAGCUCUGGCACUUUGCGGUGCAAAUGUCACGGCGCUCUCACGCACUCAGGCUGACCUGGACAGUUUGGUGAAGGAGUGUCCAUCCAUCGUCCCUGUGUGUGUAGACCUGGCAGACUGGAAAGCCACAGAGGCGGCCCUCAAAAACGUUGGCCCGAUUGAUCUGCUCAUCAACAACGCAGCAUGUGCCAUACGCCAGCCAUUUCUUGAGGCCACACCUGACCAAUUUGACCAGUCUUUCAAUGUGAACGUGAAAGCGGUGCUGAAUGUAUCCCAGAUAGUGGCUCGUGGGAUGAUCGCAAGAGGCUAUGGGGGCUCCAUUGUAAAUGUGUCUAGUAAAGCGUCACAGCGUGCACUAAAAAACCACGCAGUGUACUGUGCCACGAAAGCAGCACUGGACAUGUUGACGAAAGCCAUGGCUCUGGAACUGGGACCACAUCAGAUACGUGUCAACAGUGUGAACCCCACUGUGGUGAUGACUGAAAUGGGCCGACAAGGUGGUUGGAGUGACCCCGAGAAAGCCAAGACUAUGACAUCUCGCAUCCCGCUGGGCCGCUUCGCAGAGGUGGACGAAGUGGUGAACAGUAUUUUGUUUCUACUGAGUGAUAAAAGCACAAUGACGAAUGGAGUAUCUCUGCCACUGGAUGGAGGUUUCCUUGCCUGGUAAACCAGCACAACGCAUCAUCAACGCUUCAGCACUCAUGUGUAACCCCCCCCCCCCCCCCCCCCCCCAAAAUUGGAACGUUUCACAUGUCAGAGUUGCCAAUGUGGUUAAUCAACCCAUUAUUAAUUCAUUCUUCUUUCAUUUUAAGGUUUUGAGUUCGCAUUUUUGGUCAGGAGUUGCCAUGUUCUGUGGGCUUUCUCCAGGUUCUUGGUUUUUGUCAGUAAUUUGAAAAAGGAGUUGUAAAUUUGACUGAAGACUCCAAAUUGUCUAUAAUCUUUAAUGGAAUGAGGUAUGGCUGUUUGCUUUGCAACCAUUUCAGGGUGUAACCUGUCUGCCAGCAAAAGUGAUUAGCACAUGAGCUAAGCUAAUGUACUGUACUAAUGUAUGUGAGAAAGGUGAUAGAUGACAGCUGCAAGCUUGCAAGUACAUUUGUUGCUUCUGAAGCAGCCACAGAAGCAACACCUGUAUAUAAAACCUUUUGUACUGUUUAUAAUGUGUUUUCAAUUGUGGUCAAAUACUUGGGGCGAGUUCAUGUGAUUGUUUUUGAUGAUGUGCGGACGCUAACUGAUACAUGCUAAUCGUUUGUGUGGAUUGUAAUAGCUGUAUCAGCAGCUAGUUAUAAACAUAUAAACAUAUUUGAAUUGCUCUUGAAGAUGAAACUGAUUUAAUGUCAUUUUUAUUUUAGUUACAUUCUACAAGUGUUGAUGUCUUGAGCAGCUGAAUAAAGUAAGCAAAGCACA
Corythoichthys intestinalis (scribbled pipefish) is the source of this 1671-nucleotide messenger RNA. RefSeq names its product L-xylulose reductase-like. The coding region runs from base 242 to 934 and encodes 230 amino acids. The transcript is spliced from 10 exons. The record is from RefSeq and is a predicted model, not a curated record. Gene Ontology annotation, biological process: xylulose metabolic process; glucose metabolic process. NCBI's taxonomy places the organism in Eukaryota, Metazoa, Chordata, Actinopteri, Syngnathiformes, Syngnathidae. Gene Ontology annotation, molecular function: carbonyl reductase (NADPH) activity; L-xylulose reductase (NADPH) activity.